Rhagoletis pomonella (apple maggot) is the source of this 1326-nucleotide messenger RNA. RefSeq names its product snRNA-activating protein complex subunit 3 (gene Pbp49). The record is from RefSeq and is a predicted model, not a curated record. Lineage: Eukaryota; Metazoa; Arthropoda; Insecta; Diptera; Tephritidae. Gene Ontology annotation, molecular function: RNA polymerase III type 3 promoter sequence-specific DNA binding; bent DNA binding; core promoter sequence-specific DNA binding. Gene Ontology annotation, cellular component: snRNA-activating protein complex. Gene Ontology annotation, biological process: snRNA transcription by RNA polymerase III; snRNA transcription by RNA polymerase II. The coding region runs from base 21 to 1277 and encodes 418 amino acids. The transcript has a single exon.
CUGUUGAAUCCCUAGCCAGAAUGGAAGAAAUACUAGGCCAAGAGAUGCAGCCGCCAAUUUCUUUAAAGGAAUUCUUAGCAGAUUGGAAAACUUCUCUUAAGUCUAUGACGAUACCCGAAUGCCAUGAAGAUAUUCAAGAUGCAAUGAAUUUAUCUGCAGACCCAAAGCGCUUCAAAAAUGUAACUGCACAGUGCUGUUUAGAGCAACUACAACAAGAUAAUGACGCUAAUAUUAUAAAGUUUGAACCGGGCACAAGCCACCCUUCUCGUAACCCUUUAAAGGUCGAUGAAACCAACUUAAAAACAUACCAAGAAAUUAAUAAUUCUAAAGAAAGAAUGCAACGUCGUAAUCCUUUUAAGCGUUCACGCGAAAUAUACCCUAUGAUACCACUUCCUGUUCAGCACGAAUGUGAGCAAUACGAACCUUGCAAUUUUUACAAUGAUAUAAUUGUAAAGGUGCGUAUUUACAGGCCUGCUCGAGCCGUUCACACUGGGCAAAGUUUAGAAAAGCCAGUGUUUUCUGAAGAGUUUGAGUGCUUAGGCACAAAUUAUCUUACUGAUUUACGUGACAAGAUAUCAUGUGUUUGUAAAAAGAAACGCUUCUUCGAUAUUAGCAAUAAUCCGACUGCCGAACUACCAGCAAAGGCAACUGAUCCAGCAUUUUUCUUCAUAAAUAAUACUUUCUAUAAUGACCGUCGCAAUCCCAACAACGCAGAUUAUUCAGAGGUGAUUCGUAAUUGGGCUAAAAAAGCUGUCGGUCUGAAAGAUUUACGUUUUAAAGUAGCACAAAUGGAAACGACACGGUUCCUGGAUUUAACUGUGAGCUUAGGGUUUCCGCAAUUAUACCAGCACCAUGGCAAUUGCGAGCAUGUAUUCAUCAUAUCCCAGGUAGAUUUACUGAUACCCAGCAUAGCGUGCAAACAGCGCGAACUUUAUCCCCGACUUUGCUCGUUUGUACACUUUAACACUCGUGUGUGCAAUAUGUGCGGCACAGGACGAUAUACGUUCAUUGUUACGAAAAGUGAUCGCCAACUCCAUGAUCCAGCCUAUAUCUGCAAGAAGUGCUUCUUUGAUUAUCAUUACAUCGAUGGGAAUAAAAUUGGCGAAUUCCAUGCCUACAGAGUUAAUGAGUUCAAUGAAGACGAAGAAGUAAAUUUCAGUGAAAAUGUCGAAGUUGAAGCAGAGAAUGCAUCGGAAGAGAACGAGGAAUUAUUAGCUGGCGUGGACAGUACGAGGAACGAUACAAAAGAAGACAGGGAGUUUACAUAUCUCGAAUAGAAUUAAGACGGAAGCAGGCUUGAGUAAUUGAAUUUAUUUUAUAAAAAGA